CACAAACUCACACGAGCGUCUCUUCUAAAAUCAAAAUCACCUGGAUGGACCCACCCAACUACUCCUCCAACAAUCAAUCGCAGCCGUUCAUUGAAACGUGAAAUCACGAAACUACCCUCCGUUUUUCAACUUAUCUACACGAACCUGCCCUUUGCCGCGAGUGUCCCAGACUCCCAUGUGGCCAAACUCAGUCACAGCUCUCAAGCCCAACUACCUCUUUUUGCUCAUGCAAAGGCACGAAAUUCGAGGAUUUCAGACAGGCCCGCAUAGAUUUCUCCAAUCUACUGUCACUUUCUCACUAAGUACUCACUUUCUCUCUCUCUCUCUCUUUCUUGGCCUUGUUCUACCUUCUUUGCCCACUACACUUUCAGCUUCAGACAUGUCCGAGAUUCUCUGUUUUCUAGUUCUAAACUAGAUUUUGAACCACCAACUUUGCCGGAAUCUGACUUUCAUUUCAGACCCAGAAAUUAUUUUCAGUAGGUAAUGUUUUCAACUUAUCCUAAAAUGGAAUAAUGGACGAACAAAACUGGACAAUUGGAGCAUAUUUUGAGAUUCUUGAUAUUAUACCUGUUAUUGUGGGGAUUAUUACAAGGAUUGAGCCUGCUAGCUAGUCAAGGAUGAAGAGGAGGAAUCUGUGUAGAAACAAACAUCCGUUUGAUGCUUAUCCUUUUGAAGCUCUAUUCUAUGGUUCAUGGGAAGCAGUGGAGCUUAUCAGAAUUGUGAAUGGGUCUAUGACCAUGCAUUUCGAGGAUUUUCAGACUGUAAUUCAGGAGAAAAGUCCAAUUGCAAACCUUCGUAUACGGUCAAGGCAAGCUACUUUAUCUGACUGCACCUGCUUUCUGAGACCCGGUGUUGACAUAUGUGUGCUUUCAGCCUCUCAACAAGGAAAUAGUUCAGAUGAGGGAAACCAGGAGGUGUGGGCUGAUGCUAGAAUAAGUUCUAUUGAGAGGAAGCCUCAUGACUAUCGUUGUUCUUGCCAGUUUUAUGUUAACUUCUAUGUUAAUCAAGGCCCUCUAGGUUCAGAGAGAGGAACACUUAGUAAAGAGGUUCACAUGGUAGGAAUUGAUAAAAUUGCUAUCCUCCAAAGGCUUGAAAGAUUUCCUUGUGAAGAUCGGCACUAUCGGUGGGCUGCCUCUGAGGACUGUUCUUCAUUGCCCAAAACUAAAUUGUGUCUGGGGAGAUUCUUAUCUGACCUUUCAUGGUUACUUGUAACAUCGGUUUUGAAGCAUACUACAUUUGAUGUAAGAUCAGUGAAAAACAAGGUUGUGUACCAAAUUUUGGAAGUUGAUGAUGAUAGCUGUACAACAAACUCUGGUAAUUACUUAAGUGCUGUAAAUUUAAGAGUAGAAAAUGAUAUUGUAGAACCCAUUGUACUAAAAUUUGUUCCGGCUGAAGCCAUUGAGGCAGCUCCAGCUUGUGAAACGCGUGAAGCUGCAUCACAACCAUUUUAUGAUCUUAUGGACUUGCGACGCUCUAAACGUCGAAAUGUACAACCUGAACGCUUUCUUGGCUGUGACAGUGGUUCAGAGAUAGAUAUUGGCUAUGUCCGAACCAGGCCAUACAAGAUAGAACAAUGGAAAGACGAGGAAAUGUCAUUACCACUAUCCUACCUGUUUGGUAUGAAUGCAAGCUGUUCCGAAGAGCAUAAUGAGGUUGAACAAAAGGUCCAUAAGGUCCAUAAGGUCCAUUCUCAUGCAUUACGUCCCUGUGAGGAUCUUCUUUUGCCCAAAAGCAAGACUAAAUCAAAGGCAGCAAAAUCAAGUGUGGCUGGUAAAAAAGAACGUCAAACUCAACUUGCUAUUGUUCCUUUCCGAGAUGAAAGUGCUCCAAUAGCCUUUGAACACUAUCAUCAUCCUGCCAAGAGUCAUGGACAUCACAGAGAAGAUAUGCGUGAACUUUCUUCCAAGUAUUAUUACAUGAAUAGUUUUCCUAAAGCACAGAAAAGAAAAAUUUCUGGAUUAGAAGAUUUGGAGUUAGAAGCUAGUUGGGAAGGAAAAGCGUCAGAUAGAAAAUUCCAAGGAAGAAGAUAUAAUUCAGUAUGUGCAAAAAGGGAUGUUCUUAGUGAAGAAAGAACCUAUCAGAAGAGAACCUUAAGUGCUGGUGCAUACAAGGAUUUAAUCAAUUCAUUCUUGAAGAAAAUGGAUACCACAUCCACAAAAGAAGAGCCGCAGAUCAUUGACCAGUGGCAAAAAUUUAAGGAAACAGCAAGCUUGAACCAUAGAGAGAUGGAACCACCCCAAGAAGAGGACGAGGGAGAGAUGUCAGAAACUGAAAUGCUGUGGAAAGAAAUGGAACUAGCUAUGGCAUCAAGUUAUCUUUUUGAAGACAAUGAAGGAUCAGAAGCCGGAGGGUCCACUGGGAUCAUGAACAAUUCAGGUGAAAUUUGCCAGCAUGAAUACAAAUUGGAUGAAGAAAUUGGAAUUCUUUGCCGCAGAUGUGGUUUUGUGAGCACUGAGAUAAGAGAUAUUUCAGCACCCUUUAUGCAAUACACCAGCUUUAACACAGAUGACAAGCGAUGCAAUGAAGAAGAUUCAGCACACAAGCUGGAAGAUGAUGAGGGUUUGCAUAUUUUACAUACUAAAGCCUCCUCUGAUGUGCCGUUAUCAGAAGAAAAUGAGAACGUGUGGGCCUUAGUCCCUGAACUUAGAAAGAAAUUGCACUUCCACCAAAAAAAGGCUUUUGAAUUUUUGUGGCAAAAUAUUGCUGGAUCUAUGAUACCGGCAAAGAUGGAAAAAGCUUCCAAGAAAACAGGUGGUUGUGUUAUCUCUCAUACUCCUGGAGCUGGGAAAACUUUUCUCAUUAUAUCAUUCCUUGUUAGCUAUUUGAAAUUGUUCCCUGGAAAACGACCCUUGGUUCUUGCUCCAAAGACCACACUCUAUACGUGGUACAAGGAGUUUAUUAAGUGGGAAAUUCCUAUUCCAGUUUAUCUAAUUCAUGGUCGUAGAACGUACAGAGUCUUUAAGCAGAAAUCAGCACCAUUUCCGGGAAUUCCAGGAGGUCCGAAACCCACUGAUGAUGUAAUGCAUGUUUUGGAUUGCCUAGAGAAAAUACAGAAGUGGCAUGCACAUCCAAGUGUUCUCGUCAUGGGCUAUACUUCAUUUCUAACAUUGAUGCGGGAAGACUCAAAAUUUGCACACAGAAGAUAUAUGGCUAGAGUGUUGCGGGAAAGUCCAGGGAUAUUGGUACUAGAUGAAGGGCACAAUCCUAGAAGUACAAAAUCUAGGUUGAGGAAGGUUUUGAUGAAAGUUGAAACUGACCUGAGAGUGUUGCUUUCUGGUACAUUGUUUCAAAACAAUUUCUGUGAAUAUUUCAACACCCUCUGCUUGGCAAGACCCAAGUUUAUAAAUGAAGUUUUGAGGGAAUUAGACCCAAAAUACAAGAGGAAAAAGAGUUGGAGAGACAAAGCACUACAUUUGAGAGAAGCCCGAGCAAGAAAGUUCUUCUUAGAUACAAUUGCAAAAAAAAUUGAUUCAAACGUAGGAGAAGAGAGGAUGAAUGGUCUAAACAUGUUGAGAAAUAUCACAAAUGGAUUUAUAGAUGUCUAUGAAGGUGGAAGUAGUGAAAACCUUCCUGGUUUACAGAUUUACACCUUGUUAAUGAAUUCAACUGACAUCCAACAUGAUGUUUUGGUGAGACUGCACAGGAUAAUGGCUGAAUACCAUGGAUAUCCACUGGAAUUAGAGCUUUUAAUAACCCUUGGGUCAAUACAUCCAUGGUUAGUUAAAACUGCAGUCUGUGCUAACAAGUUUUUUAGUAUGGCGGAACUAAUGGAGCUUGAAAAGUACAAGUUUGAUUUAAAGAAGGGGUCAAAAGUAAGGUUUGUUUUGAACCUUGUGUAUCGUGUUGUCAAGAAGGAGAAGAUACUGAUCUUUUGCCACAACAUUGCACCUGUUAAAUUGUUUCUUGAGUUAUUUGAGAAUAUCUUUGGGUGGCGGAGGGGUAGAGAAGUUUUGGUCCUUACAGGGGAUUUAGAAUUAUUUGAACGAGGAAGAGUGAUGGAUCAAUUUGAGGAGCCAUUUGGGCCCUCAAGAGUACUACUUGCUUCAAUUACAGCUUGUGCUGAAGGCAUUAGUUUGACUGCAGCUUCUCGAGUGAUCUUACUGGAUUCAGAGUGGAACCCUUCCAAGACAAAGCAGGCUAUUGCAAGGGCUUUUCGCCCUGGUCAGCAAAAGAUGGUUUAUGUGUAUCAGCUCUUGGCAACGGGCACACUGGAAGAAGACAAGUAUCGUAGGACAACAUGGAAGGAGUGGGUCUCAAGUAUGAUUUUUAGCGAGGCAUUUGUGGAGGACCCUUCACGCUGGCAAGCCGAAAAGAUUGAAGAUGAUAUUUUAAGGGAAAUGGUGGAGGAGGACCGUCAUAAAUCAUUCCAUAUGAUCAUGAAGAAUGAAAAGGCUUCAACAAAUUGAUCAGAGAAGUAUGGAAAUGGAGAUAAGAGCUUACCGAGGUGCCGAACCGAGUAGUAAGCCUGCACUCCACUAUUGUCAAAGCAUUAUAUUUAUACGUUCCCAAAAUGGAAUGUACUUCCAGUGAAGGUGAACUGCAUGUCCAUUUCAAAUGCAGUUUAUUUGUUGUCCAGGGUUGGCAAUUUUGACUUUGGAUAGAAUAGAAUGACGGAAAAGAAUAUAUGUAGCCAAGCUUGACUAGUCUGUCAAGGAUCUAUAGCUGAUCCCAAAAUUUUGGGACGAAGUCUUGGUUGUUGUUGUUGUAUUUGUAAGUGGGUUGGAAAUUUUGAAGUGGUAAAAAUUGUUUUACCUUGCGAGAGUUCUGCAUAGCUCUAAGAAAUAUCAAUUUUAUGUAGAGUUAACUUGUUUGUCAAGUGAGCUAUCUUAUUGUAAUUUCGUCCUUGACUAUGUUACUGGAAUCAAAGCCUAUUUUUCAAGACAAUGUAGUUUCUAUAUAAUAUAUAUGUAUCAGUGUAUCACCAUGAAUACCUCACGUUCCAAGAUGAGUAUAUUAUAAUGUUUU
Quercus lobata is the source of this 4965-nucleotide messenger RNA. RefSeq names its product SNF2 domain-containing protein CLASSY 1-like. The transcript is spliced from 8 exons. Gene Ontology annotation, biological process: gene silencing by siRNA-directed DNA methylation. The record is from RefSeq and is a predicted model, not a curated record. Gene Ontology annotation, molecular function: chromatin binding; ATP binding. NCBI's taxonomy places the organism in Eukaryota, Viridiplantae, Streptophyta, Magnoliopsida, Fagales, Fagaceae. Bases 618 to 4406 code for a protein of 1262 amino acids.